AUGUCAAAUGCAACUGAAGCAGCAGAAGGCAUGUCGUUUGCUUAUUCCUGUCAAGACCCUGCCAGUGUUGAUGCUUGUGCGGCCACUUGCGUCGGAUUGCAAGCCUGUCAAGCUUGUGAAUGCUCCGUCAUUCCCCUGGACGUCCAAGGACCUUGGGACGUGGAAGCCCUGGAUGUGAUUUUUGGUCUCUUGCCCAUUUUGUUGCUCAUCAUUGUCACGGUCAAACCUAAUCCUUGGCCGACUUCCUUUAGUUUGCCCUUUGCGGCUCUCUGCAUGUUUCUUGUGAGGACCAUGUACUUGGCCGGAGAUCCCUUAUUGGCUGCCGCCUGCGUCUUGUUGGGCUUGUUGGAAGCCUUGACUCCAUUGAGUAUCAUUGCGGGCGCCAUGAUGCUGUUCGAAACCAUGGAAUCCACCUAUUGCUUGCCCUACAUGAUGCGAGAAAUGAAAGUUUUGACCAAUGGACAUCCGAUUGCCGAAUGCAUGUUGAUUUUUUCCUUUGCCACCAUGGUGGAGGGUGCCUCUGGCUUUGGAACUCCCGUGGCCUUGGGAGCGCCCAUGCUCGUGUCGACGGGGAAUCCGAAAUUGGAAUCCGUUGUCUUGCUAUUGGUGUUCAAUACCUUUGCUACCGUGUGGGGUGCCGUCGGCACCCCCAUUUGGUUUGGCUUUGGUGGAUUGAAAGAUUUGACCGAAGAUGACUACUUGUCCAUUUCCAGCAAGGCUGCUGUGGCCAUGGGUACGGGUUGUUUGGUCUUGCUCCCAUGGGUAUUGACCAUUCUCUUGCCCUGGAAGUUGAUCCGCAAGAAUUUGCUGUUUAUUUAUCUUGCAAUCAUUGGUACCAUGGGACCAUUGCUGGGAGUCUCCUUUGUGAGCUAUGAAUUUCCAUCGCUCAUCGGAGGAUUGGUGGGCAUGGGCAUUACUGGCGCUUUGAUUAGCUUCAAGGUUGGUCUCAAAGACUUGACACAAGACGAUUUAGAACUACUGGAAUACCAUUCCGAUCACAGAAAGGGCAAGGACGAUGUCGAAUUGGCUAAUGAAAGUGAAGAAAUUGAAGAACAUGCUCCAACAACCAAUCAAAACGAUGAAGAUGUUGCUGCUGUGGGCGAUACUACCUCGAACAAACCUGACUCGGUCGCCAUUGCCGGGGCCGAGGGGAUUGUUGGAACCAAGAAUCGCGAGGAAGCCGCCGUGGUAUCCCAACAACAAGCUUUGGACGACGCCUUGGGACCCCGCAAGGGAUGGGGCCAAGGCUUUCUGCGUGAGGUUUUUGCCCGGACCUUUCCUGUGUGGGGUGUGGUGGUCCUGCUGAUUUUGACGCGCAUCAAGGAGAUUGGGCUCAAAGAAAUCUUGACGGAUCAAGAACCCAAUUUUGAAAUUCAUUUUGGGACAUUUGGAACCUUCCGAUUAUCGGCAAGCAUUGUCUUUCAGCUCAAGAACAUUUUGACCUAUCCGAACUUGUCCUGGAAGUACGAGUUUAUCUAUCUUCCUUUCUUUUUGUUCAGUUUCAUUUCCUUCUUGACCUUUGGAUUGUUCCGGAAGAAGCUCAGUCAGACUCCCAAACAAGUGGUCCUCGUGGUUGCGGGACGACUAAAGAAUCCUGCCAUGGCCUUAUUUGGAGCCUUGGUCUUGGUGCAACUUUUGAUUCGUGGAGGAACUUCUUCUCCAGCAUUCGUGGUGGGAACCAUCUUGGCCGAUUGGUUCCAAGAAGGAUUCGUGGUGAUUACACCCCUACUCGGAGCGCUUGGUUCCUUCUUUUCGGGAAGUACCACCGUGUCCAACUUGACAUUUGGUGACAUUCAAGCCAUUGCCGCCGAAUCGAUUGGGGUGAGCACCACCGCCAUGCUUGCGCUCCAAGCCGUCGGAGGUUCGGCCGGAAAUGGAAUUUGUCUCAACAAUAUUAUUGCCGCGUGUACCGUGGUCAACUUGCAAGUGGGUGAAGGACAGAUUCUGGCCCGAACUGCACGAUAUGUGUUUGCCUUGACUACCUGGGCCACUAUCAUCAUGUUGGCAUUCUACUUUCGAUUCUGA
Messenger RNA from Cylindrotheca closterium, 2025 nucleotides. The record is from the annotation of a GenBank genome assembly. NCBI's taxonomy places the organism in Eukaryota, Bacillariophyta, Bacillariophyceae, Bacillariales, Bacillariaceae.